This is a messenger RNA of Tilletiaria anomala UBC 951, 958 nucleotides long. Its product is annotated as ankyrin. Lineage: Eukaryota; Fungi; Basidiomycota; Exobasidiomycetes; Georgefischeriales; Tilletiariaceae. Gene Ontology annotation, molecular function: protein binding. Bases 128 to 907 code for a protein of 259 amino acids. The transcript has 2 exons. The record is from RefSeq and is a predicted model, not a curated record.
GUCGAAAGCAAAUGAUUGGUUCGUCUGCCAGUUGAGGUACCUCCUUUUACGUCUUUUGCUUUCAGUAUCGGGACUAGGAUCGGCUACGAUCAUCUCGACCCUACCCAAAUUGGAAAAAUAGAGAGCCAUGGCAACCGAAAACGUCGUUGCCGGGGUGAAGCUGGCCGAGGAGGAGAUCGAUGAUAUCCUCUUCUUCGCCCGAGCAGGCCAGCUCGAGGAGCUGCAGGAAACGUUCGAUGAGCUCUGCAAGAAACACUCAUCGGCAGAGAGAAGCGUAGAUGAGCUCAAGGAAAACAUCAUCAAGGCGACUAGAAAUGAAACGGGCAACACGGCACUGCAUUACUGCUGUGCCAAUGGACAUAAGGGCGUCGCAGACUAUCUAAUACCAUCCAGCUCGCUUAGCACCUUGUUGGCGCAAAAUGAAGCGGGGAAUACACCGUUGCAUUGGGCAGCACUCAAUGGACACGUGGAAGUCGUGCAGUCGCUUGUCGAUGCGAUCGAGAAAGCCGAAUUAUCGCAAGACGCAGCCAAAUUAUCAGUAUCUGAAGAGCAGCCAGGCGCAGCAUUUCAAGCGCCAGCAGAAGCAGUGCCGACAGCAGCAGCACAGCAAGAACAAGCUUCGCACGCAGCGUCUCACGACCCAGAAGAUCCACCCCCUCCACCUCCCGCAUGGGACAUUCGCAACAAAGCAGGCCGAGGCCCAAUGUCCGAGGCGCAGCUCAACUCGCAGGAGAAGGUGGUGCAAUUCUUGCUGGAGCGUAUGGUCGUUGGGAGCAACCAGAAUGGCGGGAGCAGGGCAGAUGGCGAGUCAACAAAAGAAGUGGCCCCAGAUGAGGACGUAGGUGAGGAGCCGGCGGAAGCGACAGCGACUGUGAAUGGCUCUACCGAGAAUGCAACUUCGUCUUGAUGCACUCCAUGUGAUAUCGCAUGCAAAAUUGUAUUUUAAAUUCAUGGCAAG